Messenger RNA from Vigna angularis (adzuki bean), 612 nucleotides. RefSeq lists its product as uncharacterized. Bases 1 to 612 code for a protein of 203 amino acids. The transcript has a single exon. The record is from RefSeq and is a predicted model, not a curated record. Lineage: Eukaryota; Viridiplantae; Streptophyta; Magnoliopsida; Fabales; Fabaceae.
AUGGAACCACACAUAAUAGAAAUGAUUGAUUGGGUUGAUGGUGAUGUUAAUGAUGAAGGUGAUGUUGCAAGACAAGUGGAGGGUGAGGCUGAGGGUGAGGUUGAGGGUGAGGAUGCGAGUCAGGUUGAAGUUGGAACAGAAAUGGAGGAGGGUCACUGUGAGGGUGAGGUUGAAGGUGAGGCUGAAGUUGGAACAGAAAUGGAGCAAGGUGAGAGUGAAGUUGCUAAACAGAUUGAACAUGUUGAGGAUGGUGAAGUACAUGAUGUAGAGGAGGUUGAGGUACAUGAUGCAAAUGAUUUUGAGCUAGAAGAUGUAGAAGAGGAUGAGAAUGAGGAUGAUCAUGUAGAUGAGGCUGAGGAUGAGGCUGAGGAUGAGGUUGAGGAUGAGGCUAAGGAUGAGGCUGGAGAUGAUGGUCAGGAUGAAGAUGUAGAUGAGUCUGUGAGUGAAGAAAGUCUAGUUGAUGUCACCAUUGAGUGUGGCAUUGGUACUUCGAAAGGAAAUGUGAGGGAAGAACAACCUUUCAGUUCAGUAGGUGAGUCUUCAAGGACAACUGAUAAUGAAUCCAUGCAUGAUGUUCGUGGCUUGUCUGACAUUGAGUGGGUGUCAGAUUAG